Salvelinus fontinalis (brook trout) is the source of this 1381-nucleotide messenger RNA. RefSeq names its product TOM1-like protein 2 (gene tom1l2a). Gene Ontology annotation, biological process: signal transduction. Lineage: Eukaryota; Metazoa; Chordata; Actinopteri; Salmoniformes; Salmonidae. The record is from RefSeq and is a predicted model, not a curated record. Gene Ontology annotation, molecular function: clathrin binding; ubiquitin binding; phosphatidylinositol binding. Gene Ontology annotation, cellular component: endosome; membrane.
UUGGAUCUUGUGCAGUGUUGGUGGUGAACAUACCCUGGAUAGCUGCUAAUUUUGAUCGACAAUAAAUUCAGCCAUACAGAUUGAUAUCUCAGUUUUAUCUUCCAAUGUCGUUGCUCAGUGGGAGGGACUUGCAGAUAAUGCGCCUCUCUUCCAGCUUCUGUCAUUCUGUGGAUAUUGUUUGUUGUCACAAAGAUGGAGUUCUUACUGGGCAAUCCGUACAGCACUCCUGUGGGCCAGUGCUUAGAGAAGGCCACGGAUGGCGGCCUGCAGGCUGAGGACUGGACGCUCAACAUGGAGAUCUGUGACAUCAUCAAUGAGACGGAGGAAGGGCCUAAAGACGCCAUCCGGGCGCUGAAGAAGAGACUGAGUGGGAACAGGAACUACCGGGAGGUGAUGCUAGGAUUGACGGUGCUGGAGACGUGUGUAAAGAACUGCGGCCACCGGUUUCACGUCCUCGUGGCUAACCGGGACUUCAUUGAUGGUGUCCUCGUCAAAAUCAUCUCCCCCAAAACCAACCCCCCCACCAUCGUACAGGACAAAGUCCUGGCUCUGAUCCAGGCCUGGGCGGAUGCCUUCAGGAGUAGUCCUGACCUGACGGGGGUGGUCCAUAUUUAUGAGGAGCUGAAGAGGAAAGGCAUAGAGUUCCCCAUGGCUGACCUGGAUGCUCUGUCACCCAUCCACACACCACAGAGGGGUCUACCAGAGGUGGACCCAGCUGUACUAAAGUACAAAGCCCCCAUCCAGCCCCUCGCUGCAGCCACAGCCACCCUCCCCAAGCCUGUAGCCGCCCCGGCUCCGGCCCCCGCCCCCCUCACCCCUGUCCUACAGAUACCACACAUCCCCAACGUACAGGGCCCUAUCACCGCCAACCCUGAACAGAUCGCCCGGCUGCGCAGUGAACUGGACAUUGUGAGGGGAAACACCAAAGUGAUGUCAGAGAUGCUGACUGAGAUGGUGCCUGGACAGGAGGACUCCUCGGACCUGGAACUCCUUCAGGAGCUGAACAGGACGUGCAGGGCCAUGCAGCAGCGGGUGGUGGAGCUGAUCUCCCGGGUCUCCAACGAGGAAGUGACAGAGGAGCUGCUGCACGUCAACGACGACCUCAACAACAUCUUCCUACGAUACGAGAGGUAUGAGAGGUACCGGUCGGGUAGAGCGGCUCAGAAUAACGGGAUGCUGAGUGAAGCCACAGAGGACAACCUGAUAGACCUAACACCAGGCUCGCCCGCUGUGGUCAGCCUCCGAGCCACCUCCACACCCCCGUCCAGCAUCCCCCCUGUGACCGCCCCCAGGGCUGGAGCUACAGCCUCCCCUGCCCGGACCCUGAUCCAAGACCCUACCUCUGGUCCCUUAACUCUGUCCACUCAGCUCGCCGGCCUGG